Molecule: messenger RNA, 1128 nt
Organism: Penicillium antarcticum
Lineage: Eukaryota; Fungi; Ascomycota; Eurotiomycetes; Eurotiales; Aspergillaceae
Exons: 4
Coding region: 1-1128 (375 amino acids)
Source: RefSeq, a predicted model, not a curated record
AUGAUUCCUCCCUGCGACCCCUCCAUUCUUGAGCACAAUCCUCAAUUCAAACGACUAUAUGAAAACUUAACGAAGAAUCUUCUCGAUCCAGAUGGCUCAACGCGUUCCCAAAGCGCAACUUCAGCGCGCACAGCUGUUGUGGAAGACUUAAAACAAUGCCAAACCCAAAGCGCAAAGAAACGGAUCAAAGAGCGAACACUACGCCAGCUAGCAUUUGCCCCAGACAGCGGCCUACCCGCGGAGUGCCACGAUAACCUCGCAAUAGUAACCCUCUACCUCGAAACCCCCCGCAGCGCUCUGGAACUCGACACGCCAAAACCAGACCCCGAAGAUCAAAACACAGACACAAAACAGGACGAAGUACUCUCCCUCCUAGCCGCCGACUUCGAAACCUUUUAUUCUAGCAUCCCAGCCUUCAUUUUACCAUUUACAACUCUCCUCUCCGCAUCCCUCCAUGAUGCCCGUGCCCUAGCCGCAACAGCCGACUCCCCCACAGACCAAGACCCAGCUUCAGGGUCAGGGGCAUCCGCCCCAUCACAUCCAAAUCACAAUGCCCGCGCUCGAGCCCGUGACCGUCGCGUCCGGACGUCUAUGGCACCUGUCCCACUCCUCUCAGAGCAACUAGGGAAGCGGCUUCGCGCGCUACGCAAGAUCCAACUGUCUCAGUUGCCUGAGGCGCGGAGGGAACUGGCUGCUACGGCGGCAGGGGUUGUUGCUGUGCGCGCGAAGGUGCUGGAGAGGACAGUUGUUAUCCUUGAACGGGCGAAGCAUGGGGCUUUGGCUAGGGCUACUAGGGCCAAGGCUGAUCACUUAGCGACGGUUGCGCAAGGCAUUGAGGGGAAAUUGGAGGUCAUGAGACUUGAGAUUGCGGCUACUAUCUAUACGCCUGAGACUAUUGCUGCGCUUACGAGGUAUAAGCUGCAUCUGAGGCAGACGAAGGAGCGGUUGGACGAUUCGCGUGAGAUGGCGAUUGAGGAGUUGAAGACGUAUGGAGAUAAGGAGGUGUCUGGGUCAGCUGGAGAUAUUCCUGCGGAUGGAGGUACUCUGGCGGAGAUUGCUCGCCAGUAUGGAGCUCUCGCAAGAGACGUCCAAACCGUCAAGAUGGAAAUCGCCCGGCUUGGCGAAUGA